AUGUCAUUUUUUUAUUUAAUGUAGUAAUAAAUCGGCAGUUAUCUAGCGCGCGUUAACGUAUUUUCUAACAAUUUGAAUAUUAAAAAUCAGUUAUAGAUUCCUAAUAUUAACGAUGAGGGUGACGGACAGUUAUAACCUAGUCGUUUGCAUAACGUAACAGCGAAAGGUUCCCGAUGGUCAAGAAGACGAUGGUUCUGAGUACGGAGUGGGCGCAGGUUGAAGUGGUUGAGUUAACGAAUGACGGCAACGGUCUCGGCUUCAACUUAGUGGGUGGCCGGAGCACCGGUGUCGUAAUAAAAUACGUGCUACCCGGCGGGAUUGCUGACAAGGAUGGUCGGCUUCAGAGCGGCGAUCAUGUAUUACAAGUGGGUUCUGUGAACUUAAGAGGCUUCACAUCUGAACAAGUGGCUGCUGUACUUCGCCAGGCUGGGCCCACGGUACGCUUAUUGGUCGCGCGACCUGCCGACCCAGCCACCGCUCUGCGAGCUCCGAUUCCAGGAACCGCGCUCGUCCCAACGAAACUACUCGCUGAUCCAGAGCUCUUGGAUCGUCAUUUAAUUGAAACGGGAUACAGUGCAGUGUACGAUUUAUCGCAAUGCUAUGGUGAAUACUUAAACGGGCAAAAUGGUGAUGUUGAGAAUGUUAUAGCCGCAGUCAGUAUUAUUAGUGAGAAUCCACAGCAAAUAGCAGACCAUCCAAUCAUAAUUGAUGCAGUGUCACCAGCAAUCACAAUCACAGAGCCAGUGGAGCUUCCAGUGUUACCUGAAGUGGAAACUGUUCAUGUAGAUUUAAAUAAAAAUGUGUACGGUCUGGGUAUCACUGUAGCGGGAUAUGUUUGUGAAAAAGAAGAGUUGUCUGGCAUAUUUGUUAAAAGUAUUAUAGAAGGAAGCAGUGCAGAACAAAGUGGUAAAAUUAAAAUUAAUGAUAGAAUAAUUGAAGUUGAUGGUAUAUCAUUAACUGAUAAGAGCAAUCCUCAGUCUGUGGAGAUAUUAAGGAAUACAGGGAUAUCUGUACAUCUUGUUUUAGAGAGGUACUUGAGAGGUCCAAAGUUUGAGCAUCUUCAGUUGGCAAUAUUCAAUGAGGAGCGCCCUGCGUCCCCUACACCCUCAGCUACAACCCUUACAUGGUUCCCAGUGCCUUCACAAGCUGAAAACAGUGUAACAGAAAUCGAACCAGAACCCGAAUCAAAUACAACAAUAGACUCUAGUGUUUUAGAAGUUGGUGAAGACAAAGAGCCCACACAGGAAGAGUUGGAUAAACGCCUUGAUGAAAUACUUAGUGUAGACACUGAAGAGAUAAAGAAACGGUGGGAAGCAGAAAUUGGUCCUGAAAAGGAGAUUCUAAUAGCUGAUGUCAACAAGCUUUCCGGUUUGGGUAUCAGCUUAGAAGGAACAGUGGAUGUGGAAGGCGGUCUAGAAGUUCGUCCUCAUCACUACAUCCGUUCUGUACUUCCAGAGGGCCCAGUCGGACAACAAGGCACCUUUCUUGCUGGUGAUGAGUUAUUAGAAGUAAAUGAAUACAGGUUACAUGGUCUCACUCACACUGAAGUUGUCAAUAUAUUGAAACAAUUACCAAAUCGCGUGCGUUUGGUUUGCGCUCGGAGCAACGUAGACAGUGGACCAAGGCCAGUAAUCAACUUGGCACAAGAUAGAGAAGGCUUUGAAGCAAGAAAGAUCAUUUCUGGAAGUUUAAAUAACCUAACUACCCUUGUGAAAGCACAAUCAGAUACCUCCAUUAACACUUCUAGUACUGCAACAUUGACCAAUCAAUCAGGAUUGUCCAAGAAGUCCAAAUCCCUGGAGUGCGUAUCUGGACUGGCCAUGUGGCAGAGUAAAGAAGAUAUAAUAGAACUUUUGAAAGGUGAUCAGGGCCUAGGCUUUUCUAUCCUGGAUUACCAAGACCCCACCGAUCCAAAUGGUACUGUGAUAGUUGUAAGAAGCCUUGUACCUGGUGGUGUAGCCGAGAAAAAUGGUGAAAUAUCGCCAGGAGACAGAGUGAUGUCUGUUAACGGUGUGAGUAUUAAAAAUGCAACAUUGGACCAAGCCGUGCAAGCCUUGAAAGGAGCACCGAGAGGGACUGUUCGUGUGGGCAUAGCUAGGCCUUUGCCUUCCCAAGAGCCCACCAAGUCAAAAAGCACAACAAACCUAACAGAAAAACCUAGUUAAUCUCUGUAAAGAAAUCCACUGUGUUAGAACUAGUCAAAAAACCAUAUCUAUUUUACGCUUAGCUUAGCAUUAACCUUGCGUUUAGAACGCAUUAAGAUCUGCUAGACUAUCAUUAUGUAUCAUAUAACAUUGAGAGUCCCAAUAUUUUAUUCCACGUAAAAAACUAAACUUUUUUGAAAAGUAUUUAUUUUAUAACUCAUAAUAAUAGUUUCAGAUUAUUUUCUUCAAUCAGAUAUCAUAUUGUGUACUGUUGUUGUACUGUGAGAUCACAAGUUUUUAUGCUUAUAAUUAAUAUAUCAAAACAGAGCUAAAUAUCUAUAAUACAAUAAUAACCUACGCUUUAUUAGGUCUUAAUUAAUAAUCUAGGUCACUCAUCCUUUUAUAAUGCACAGUUUUAAUGCAUAAUGUAUAAAAUAUUUUAAUUCUAGAUAUGUUUAUGUAGAAUACAAUUUUUAAACUUAUAAAAAAUAAUUAAUUCAUAGACAUGGUAACAAUAAAUUUGUUCUAGAACUCAAUCUCAAUAUCAGUUACAUUACAAAUGUUAAGAAAAAGUGUCUUGGUUCAUUACCUAUAAUAUAUCUAGAUUUAAUGAUAAUUAAGCUGUACCUAACUACACUGAGAACACCAUUUUGCAUUAAGGUUAAAUCUAUAAUGUUAAAAAAUAGGUUUUAAACGCCAUUUUAAAUGCUAUUUUUUAAUGAGUAAGGUAUAGGCAUUAGAAAGUUUACACUGUACAAAGCUGAGUAUUAAAAAUGCAAUUAUAGCAAUUGUCUUUACCUCUGUUUUAAUUUAUUCCAUUCAUCAAUAAUAAUAGAAUUUAUUGUCUUAUAAGACUGAAGAAAAUUUUUAUUUGACUAUUACCAUUUAUGUUUUGUGUUUUUAUUCUAGUUAAUUCACAGUCUGUAAAGAUUCUGUCACAAAAAUUGAAAUAUUUGAAUAAGUUGUACUGAUUAAAGGUACCUCAUCAUUAUUUCAGCCAUUAAUGCAAUAAUUGCAUUUUUAUGAUCAGUAUUUAGACACUAGAACCAACCUUGUAGAUCUUAACCUAAGGGAGCAAUUAUGUAACUUCUUUUAAAUUUUACUAAGGAUAAUGAUAUCCAACGAAAUUUUAACUUAGUAAGUAAUGAGAUUCUUAUGGUGGUGGGGCCUAAACCCACAUUAAUUGAAAUGUUUAAUAUGUUAAUUCACAAUGUAACAGUCUAUCUGCAACCUAACACUUUCUGAAGAAGGUUUCAUGUUCCUAGUAAGGUUCUCAAAUUGCAAAUUUAAUGUGUGUGAGAUUUUGCUGGUUAAAAUGCUUUCGCUAAUUAACUUUAUAAUUGGGAACUCUAUUGUGGACUGAGGCCCAGAUGUGAUAAAAGCUCUCAACCAUACUAUUAAAGAUGUAUUAUUUGUCUUUUGAAACUAUUUUUCAUGCAUUGGGAUUAGACGCUUCGCGAAACACUAAUAUAAUAAAAUGACAAUAUGUAAAUUUGAGAUGCAAUAAAAAUAUAGCCUUAUAAUCAAUCCAAUAAAGAAGGUAAACUAACGGCUAGUAGUAGGUAACUAAGGGCAAGUUUCGCAGCUUCUUUACAUCAUCUGAUAAACCUCAGUAAAGAUAACAAAUAAUGUAUUUAUACCACUAUAUGCUUCAAAAAGUCUCAAAUAGGCUAUCGAGGACAUAAUCAAAAAGUGCUGGAACCGGACCUGAAGUAUUGUAAAAAAAAUUCCGCAUCCUGAUAAACCGUCAUCUAUCCACAGAUGUAUGUUUAACUUGUAAAAUAUUUUGUGCACAAAUUUUAGCGAGGCACUUGUGAUAUUAAACGAUUUAUUUAUACUUGUAUGUAUUUAUUGUAAUUAAUUGGACCUAAAUACCAGAUUGCAUUUACAAUGGAUAUUAUGUAUUUAUGUGCAUUUACAGUAUGAGAAUUCAUUUCGUGUGAGAUUUAUCAUAAUCUGUGUAAAUCCGCGCCAAUAAAUAAUUGAUUUUAAAAUAGCGAAUGCAUGCCAUCUCUUUCGCACAACGGCAAUCGCUUGUAUCGGCACGACUAUAUAAUUUACUGGUUAUAAAUUAUAAUCGAAUAUUUAUUGGCGAGGCAUAUGGAAAAUUUCGGAAAAUAAAAAUUCGGUGAAAUCUAUUUGAAUAAUUAUAUGUACAAAACACAUAUUAUUCAAAUAUAGAAUUCUAUUAAAGCUGUUUGAAAUGUAGAAUUUUGCUUUUUAAGUUGAAGUUUUGUUAGGUUAUUAAACUUAUUUCAUUUCUUACAUAUAAUGCUAGUGACUAGUAAAAGUUGAUAUUUUUUAUUUAAUAUGAUGGAUGAAUAAAAGAACUGAAAUAAACAAACGAGGAAAUAUGUAACAUUACAAAAAAAUAAACAAAAAUAAAAAAUAUGUCUAUAUUUUUUUAUAUGUAAUACAUAUUUCCUGCAUAAUUGAAAGGCUACAGAAUCGGAUUUUAUUUUGUUGUCACUUUUAAAUAUAUUCAUUUUAUUGUAUAAAUAAUUUGUACUACAACAAUGAUAAUUUUGCUUAUUUUGCGUAGCAUGUAUGAGACAAUACAGAGCGAGCAAUAAUUGUAUUUUCACAUAUUUCUUGAACGGAAUUCAAUGGGCUCAAAUGCUCUAGCACUGUAAAUGUAAGAUCACAAACUUUACAUAAUGAAAAUGUAAACAUAAAACGGAAAUAU
Zerene cesonia (dogface butterfly) is the source of this 4830-nucleotide messenger RNA. RefSeq names its product patj homolog. The transcript has a single exon. The record is from RefSeq and is a predicted model, not a curated record. Lineage: Eukaryota; Metazoa; Arthropoda; Insecta; Lepidoptera; Pieridae. Gene Ontology annotation, molecular function: protein binding. The coding region runs from base 174 to 2165 and encodes 663 amino acids.